Molecule: messenger RNA, 792 nt
Organism: Exophiala bonariae
Lineage: Eukaryota; Fungi; Ascomycota; Eurotiomycetes; Chaetothyriales; Herpotrichiellaceae
Exons: 1
Coding region: 1-792 (263 amino acids)
Source: RefSeq, a predicted model, not a curated record
AUGCACAAGCUUCAUCUUCUCUUCGCUGGAAUGCUCUUCGCAUCUGCCGCGUCCGCGGAUCCUCUCGACGAUGCAAUCGCACUCUUCAGGCGACAGAGCGUCUCUUUGUCCACUGGGGUUACCAGUAGCGACACCACCUCAGAUGAUACCACAUCUACUCCUACGAGCACACCCACAAGCACACCUACAACAACUCCCCCAGUGGUGACCGAAUCUUCAACCAUCACUACAACUCCAAGUGUCACCCCAUCAGUAACCACAAUUGUAACAACAUCAACCCGAACACCUACCAACUCGGAGGGAAGCGUCACCACCACCGAGCGUGAAACUUCAACCGUUGCCACCGAGACAACGACCCCAGACCUCACCUUGAUCACCACCAGUGCUACCCAGGAAGUUAUUACUACAUUCACAACUGUGAGCGAUGGGAGCACCUUCCAAGUCACAAAGACCAGCAGCAGUGUGAUGGCAGUCACGACCAGUGUUGACCCUGCCUCCUUGACUGGAGGAGAUGGCAAGGGUGGUGGUUCUGGAGGACUCAGCGAGACAGCCAAGAAGACCAUUGGAGGUGUGGUUGGAGGUAUUGGAGGCGCUCUAUUGCUCGCUGGAUUGGCAUACACAGCUUGGCGUAUCUGGGGCAAGAAGAAGAACCUUCACGACGAUGAUCUGUAUGACCCCAACACCAAUCAAGACAAACUCAGUGCAACCACUGGCUCUGACAACACUCCCUUCCGGUCUACCUUGGAUCAAUAUCAUCAACCUGGACCAGUCAACACAGCAUCAAACUUUUAA